AUGGAUGCAUGGGAUCUUCGAACAGGUCGUUGUAUUAUGCUUUUAAAAGGUCAUCUUAAACCAGUAUUAUCUAUUGAUUUUUCACCAAAUGGAUAUCAUAUAGCAACUGGUUCUGAAAAUAAUUCAUGUAAAAUUUGGGAUUUAAGUCAAAUUAAAAAUGUUUAUAGUAUUGCUGCUCAUCAAAAUUUAGUUUCAACUGUUAAAUUUCAACUUACUGAAGAACAUGAUUUAGUAACUGUUUCUUAUGAUAAUACAAUUAAAUUAUGGAUGCAUCCGAUAUGGUCAGCAUUUUAUUCUUCAACAGAUCAUGCACAAAAAAUAAUGUCAGCUGAUUUAUCUUAUGUUGGACAAUGGAUUGAAACUGUUUCUUAUGAUUGUACAUUUAAAAUUUGGUCAGCUGAACAAAUUCGUGAUAGACGUUUUUCUUUGUUCUUAUUAAUAAUUUUUUUUUCUUGA
Rotaria sp. Silwood2 is the source of this 456-nucleotide messenger RNA. The record is from the annotation of a GenBank genome assembly. NCBI's taxonomy places the organism in Eukaryota, Metazoa, Rotifera, Eurotatoria, Philodinida, Philodinidae.